UGCCGCUCGUCACGUAGAAGACAUGGGUCUGAUUCCCCAUCUUCCUUGACAAUGUGUGCAGCCGAUUUGUGCUGUCCCCGCCGUGCUAUUGCAGGCAUAUUGAAAAAAAAUGUGCGCCGUAAAACCCAACCCGUGCUCACUCACUCACGCAUACACCUUUCCGAGCGCCUCCGUAAUAGUGGGUAUCGAGCCCGGGUCUUCAGCGUGACCAGCGGACGCUUUAAUCACUAGGCUACCCCGCCGCCCCGAACAACCCUAAUGAAAAACGCUUACAGCCGUGUGUGUCAUAAGGACUGACUGAAGAAGAACGAGGCGUUCGAAACAGUAACUUUGUCAAGUCAUGUUAUUAUUUCCUUGUCGAUCAACGGUGGUGUAGUGGUCUAGGGUUGUUGAAGAAAAAAAAGAAUUUCUCCACACCGUUAGGCUUAAGCUAGAGACACAGUGGGGAGAUGUCCUGUACUUCAUGCUAGAUGUAAGUGGCCUACCUUGCCUUCCCCUUCUCCCCGUGUUCCCCAAGUUACCAAAUGACUAUGCAACUGCUGAUAUUCGCUUUACUGGUGGAGGGGUCAACUGUCGUGCUGAGUUCAACCAAACCAGAUAUCGAUGCUAGUCUAAGAGUCUCCAGAUCUUCAUUCGCCGUCAACCGGAAGUUUGUGUACGUUAGAGAGAACAGCCCAGUGACCUUGAAGUGCAACCCUGAAAAGGACAUUAAAACGGAUGGGUUUAUUUGGCAUCACGAGGGAUCUACAAUACACAAAGACAACAGGUAUGACACUGAGAGACAAGCAGGUAUGAUCUACAUCAACAAGGUCUCUGACGAGGAACUGGGUACUUACAACUGCCUAGUGAAUACCUCCCAGGGAAGCCUCCUGUCUGAGACAGUCAUACUUAGGCUUGCAGGAAUCCAAGAGCCGCAUAUUGUGAGUGGAAAAAAACGGAAGAGUGGUGUGGAUUCGUUGCCCUGUGACGUAUUGGCAUAUUCUGUACCACGUGGUAAAGUGACUUGGAUGAAAAGCGGAAAAGAACUACUUCCUUCAGAAAACGUCUACAUAAACAUGGACGGUGCCCUUGUCUUCCUGUACCUGACAAAAGAGGACAUCUUCAAGCUGUACAGUUGUAAUGUUUACAACAGCAUACUGAACAAAACCAUCGUGGGAAAUACAACUUUUCUAACCCAGGAUGAAGAUGUUGGUACUGGGCUACAGCGGCCACAAACCAGACCAAAACUCAUCAGCAGAACUGGAUCCGUAUCGGUAGCGGAGGGCGAUGACGUCAUACUGGAAUGUGUCUUCGGGGGGGAGCCUGAACCCACGGUAACAUGGACAAGGAAAUACGCCCACGAGGCCCGUCACAAGUACAGCUAUCCUGCGACCAAAGGGAAGCAACUCCGUAUAGCCAGCACAAGCGUCAGUGAUGGUGGUGACUACACGUGCAAGGGGAAGAACACAUUAACGAAGGCUGAAUCAACAGUGACUGUACACAUCGAAAAAAGGCCAGCUUUGCUUAUUCCGAGUUCUAUCGAGUCACGUUUCCUCGUCGCCGGAGAUAAUAUCACCUAUGACUGUGCUCCCGAAAAACAAGGGAUGGAAUCCAAAUGGCUUCUGGAUGGCAAGCCAGUCGUUGAAGGAAUGGACAUGCUUCUUUUAAGCAGCAACAAACAGUCGUUGACCAUUACGUCAACCAGUAGUGACCGAGAUGGGCUCUGUGUCCAGUGCAACGUCAGUAACGACAUCGCCUACACCCUGUACAGCGCCUGUGUCAGAUACGUGGCCACAGAAGCCGAUCUACCAACGACAACCCAGCUCAUCCCUACUUCCGACACGCAAGGUACACAAUCGACGGAGCUGUGGUGGAUUCCUAUUCCCGUCGUUAUUGUCACUGCCGCCGCCAUCGUCAUCGUCGUAACCGUCGUUUGUGUGAGGCGCCGAAGGGCAAAUGAGAAGAAGCGUCUGUCUACCGUCGGGAGUACAGUGGACCUUCCCAACAAGGCGAGCAUCUACUGGGAAGCCCAUCAGAUGAUCGAACAGAAGCCCGACAAAGGGCGAAUCGCACAGAUCGAGAAGAAACAACAGCAGGACGACCUCUGGAACAACAUCAUAUAGAGUGAGUUUAGUUUUACGCCGCUUUUGGAAAUAUUCCAGCAAUAUCACGGCGUGAGACACAAGAAAUGGGCUUCAUACAUUGUACCCAUGUGGGGAUUCGAACCCGGGUUUUCGGCGUAACGAUCGAACCACUAGACAACCCCAACGCCCCUCAUCAUAUAAGAUGAAGAUGCGAUUUAUGUCACUGACAAUUCUGUCAUGCUUAAUGGUUUCACUCGUUGGUUACUGUCAGCAAAUUGCUCGCUUCCCUUGCCAUUGGACAGACACUGCUGUUUCCAUUAAGAUACAGCUCAAAUGUAUUGUGACACACAAACAGCAAACAUAAUCAGUGUUAAAAUUUAACUGACGCGAAGGAAAUAUUAUUACUCUGAAAGACAAAUGAUUUAAAGUAUGGAAACGAUCAACAGUCCAUAACAACAGCGCAUCAUGCAUAUGCAAAUGAGCCUCGACACAAGAGGGGUUCUCAAUCCCCUUGAGUGUUGAUGGAGGUCUGGCACCUACGUCUCACUGAGCCCACAUUGGCGCGAUGAGACACUGUAUUUUGUGCGUACUGUCCAAGAUAACAUGAUCAAAUGUUCCUCGUUGUUUCUAUUAUAAUUAUUAUGAUUAGGAUUGACAUAACCAUUUUAUGACUGCUAAUAUUAAAUGUGUGUAUAAUAUAUAUAUAUAUGUUGCUUGCCUUCCUCUGUAAAUCAGGUUCUAGAAAUAAAUUUGAAAUCACACAA
This is a messenger RNA of Haliotis rubra (blacklip abalone), 2827 nucleotides long. Its product is annotated as hemicentin-2-like. NCBI's taxonomy places the organism in Eukaryota, Metazoa, Mollusca, Gastropoda, Lepetellida, Haliotidae. The record is from RefSeq and is a predicted model, not a curated record. Gene Ontology annotation, cellular component: plasma membrane; axon. The transcript is spliced from 14 exons. Gene Ontology annotation, biological process: cell-cell adhesion; axon guidance. The coding region runs from base 525 to 2102 and encodes 525 amino acids.